Aspergillus glaucus CBS 516.65 is the source of this 318-nucleotide messenger RNA. RefSeq lists its product as uncharacterized. The record is from RefSeq and is a predicted model, not a curated record. Lineage: Eukaryota; Fungi; Ascomycota; Eurotiomycetes; Eurotiales; Aspergillaceae. The coding region runs from base 1 to 318 and encodes 105 amino acids. The transcript is spliced from 2 exons.
AUGGCAAAAGCGCAGGAAGCGCUGGAGAGAGCCCGCAGUGAAGUUCAUGCGGCCAUGGAGAAGCACAACAAACCAGGCAAGAAGGGAAAGAACAAAACCCACGACCCCUACUGGUGGGGCUACAUCGACGAUGGCCAAGGCUGGACAGCGCGUCCCAAAUCCGCAUACAUGAAGACCCCCGAAUACAACCCGGAAUUACGACGAAAAUUAAAGAAAGAGCGCAAGGAGCGGAAGCAAGAGGCCAAGGAGGUGGAGAAGAGGAUGAGGAGGGAGUGGUUGGAGGGAUCGAGGGUGUCGAAGAAGGUGGAGACGGGGUAG